CCCUCCUCUUGCUUCUGAGUCGAGCGUUUGUUUUUCAUCUAUUUCGCACCAUCUCUCUUCUCUCGCGUUCUUUGUAUUUCCCCGUCUCUGUCUGAGGCUGAAACACUAAAAUUAGAGGAUAUCUCGCCAUAUUUCUUGGAAAGCUUUCGUCCCCCUGCAAAGGAGAUUCUAACUACAAUGUGUACCAUCUUAUGCAAAAUCUGAUCCACUCUCUUUAGAGUAGCCUUAGGCUUCAUGGAUUCACAGAGUCAGAACACUUCAUUACAACGGCUUCAAAAUGUUGAGAAGAGAAUCGUUAGGGUUUUGGAGCUGGCAGGAGGGGUUAUGGAUGAGCUGGCUAACCCAACUGGACCCAGAAAGGAGCUCAUCAACAACCACUGCCUUGAGUUCAUGAAGAUGAUCAAGGAUAUCCAAGUCACAUUGCGAGAUGAAAUCAAAAGUGCAUGUGAAUACCGCCCCUUUGAGAAGUGUGAUUACAGUUCAAGAAUUGCCAAUGAAAUCUGUUGCAAGAAACUGGAAUAUGUCGUUUCACAGUUGGAUGGAAUGAAACAAACUGUUGAUGAAUAUCAUGGUGCAAUGUGAAGGUGAAGAUGCGUGAUACAGAAGUGCUGGUAAUUUGUUGCAUGCAACUGAUUGGUAUGGUAGAGGAAAGGAGAAAAACCUGGAGUGCAUUUAGGUAGUAGCUUAAAAACAGUUUAAGAAAUGGAGAAUGUUCUCAUGUGAUGAUUCUUCUGUGUUUGUUAGGUUACUUUAGAAAUAUAGGUUGAAACUGUAAUAUUUCUAUUUUCAACAGAUGCCUGGUUCAGCGACAUGAUCAUCAUAUUUUUGCGUCUUGAUAUUCCACGUUUCUGUUGCUAAUAUAUUCAAACCUUGGGUCA
Molecule: messenger RNA, 878 nt
Organism: Juglans microcarpa x Juglans regia
Lineage: Eukaryota; Viridiplantae; Streptophyta; Magnoliopsida; Fagales; Juglandaceae
Product: mediator of RNA polymerase II transcription subunit 11
Exons: 5
Coding region: 235-582 (115 amino acids)
Biological process (GO): regulation of transcription by RNA polymerase II
Cellular component (GO): mediator complex
Molecular function (GO): transcription coregulator activity
Source: RefSeq, a predicted model, not a curated record